This is a messenger RNA of Hypanus sabinus (Atlantic stingray), 6771 nucleotides long. Its product is annotated as chloride intracellular channel protein 4. The transcript has 6 exons. NCBI's taxonomy places the organism in Eukaryota, Metazoa, Chordata, Chondrichthyes, Myliobatiformes, Dasyatidae. The record is from RefSeq and is a predicted model, not a curated record. The coding region runs from base 359 to 1117 and encodes 252 amino acids.
CUUUCGCGAGUUUGUGCUCACACAAUGACCAUGUAGAGAGAGAGAGAGGAGGAAACGCCAACAGCUCCAGACCUCACCACCCAGUUUCUCAGGGCGCAGGACGUGGCUAUAGAAAGCGUCUGCACCAAGGAGGGGAGGGAGAGUGUCAAAUUACUACUCCAAGCGGCAGAUUCUGAAUAGCACCGAACAGGGUCAGAAACGCAGGAGAGAGUCGCUUUAUUACUGGAAAGUAGCUCGCUGCUGCAGCUGGUCUGAACUGAGACUGAGAAGGGAGGGGGGGAAAAAGGCGCAAGUCUGUAAACUUGGGCAGGAAGUCAGAGUCGGUGGGUUAUUGAAGAAAUCUCGAAGUUCCUUCAACAUGGCUCACUCAACCCCACUGAAUGGAGUGGACGGACUCAAGGAUCCUUUGAUAGAGUUGUUUGUUAAGGCUGGGAGUGAUGGAGAAAGCAUUGGGAACUGCCCCUUCUCUCAACGGCUCUUCAUGAUCUUGUGGCUGAAGGGCGUGGUCUUCAAUGUCACAACAGUUGAUCUUAAGAGGAAACCGGCUGACUUGCAAAAUCUGGCUCCCGGAACACACCCGCCGUUUAUAACCUUCAAUGGAGAAGUAAAAACCGAUGUCAAUAAGAUUGAAGAAUUCCUUGAGGAUGUGCUGGCUCCACCAAGGUACAUGAAACUUGGAACAAAACACCCAGAAUCCAACACAGCCGGGAAUGAUAUCUUCGCAAAAUUCUCGGCUUUCAUCAAAAACUCCAAGCCAGAAGCUAAUGAAGCUCUGGAAAAAGGCCUGCUGAAAACCUUGCAGAAGUUGGAUGAGUAUUUGAACACUGCUCUUCCGGAAGAGAUCGAUGCUGACAGCAUGGAGGACGUCAAGGCCUCCAACCGCAUGUUCCUAGAUGGGGACGAGAUGACACUUGCAGACUGCAAUCUGCUCCCAAAGCUUCACAUUGUCAAGGUGGUAGCAAAGAAAUAUCGGAACUUUGACAUUCCUAAGUCCAUGACGGGAAUUUGGCGGUACCUGCGGAAUGCCUAUACCAGGGAUGAAUUCACAAACACCUGCCCCGGAGACAAAGAAAUUGAAAUUGCUUAUGCAGACGUAGCAAAGCGUCUCUGCAAGUGAUGAUUAGCAGGGCCAGCAUAUGUUACCCACUAACAGAAAAGCUUUUGUUAACAGAGAACGCUUUCCUUUUAUUGCAUGGUUUUGCAAAUUGUCAGAUAUGAUUUUAUACCUUCUAUUGGAUUAUAACUUCAGGUAUCUCAGUUUUUACUUUUUUUACACAUAUAUAUUUUAGGAAGGGCUUUCAAUGUUCUGUCAAUCAAGCAUGCAGUUGCUUAGGUGAUCAUGACCAUAUGGUAACUGAUGCCCAAGAAGGAGUUGAUUCUCUGUGUAAUGAUGUUAUAGGAAGUUGUGCCUGUAAGACCCUGCACUGUGAACGGUCAUUCUAUAAGCUAUUUUAAAAAUAGCCCAAAUGCCUCUGUUUUUCUUACAGUCAAUUUAGAUCACUUUUAAGUGUAGAUAUCAUAAAACCUAUCUUGGCCUCAAAAAUGAAAUGAUUAUAGUGCCUAACUGGUUAAGAUCACACCAGCACCUAAGUGUAACCAUCUUCAAUCAUGCGAGCAGCCUUGAAAGCCCUGGUGUAGGUAUUAUGGAAGAUAUACACAUAAAGUCACAAAAUAUUAUAAUAGCAUUCUAUGGAUGACUUUUAUUGUUAGAUCUAUAAUGUUGCAACAAUCCUCAAAUUUGUGAUUGAUUAAUAAUGAAUAAAAUAUUUCCACUCGCCCUGUUCUUAAAUUUCAUCAAUAACACCAGUAUUUUGACUUGUUAUUCUCUAGUCUGAUAGAUUUUUUGGUCAGUUAACAAAUUUACCUGGAUUCAUAUGGUUGCUGUAAGGGGCAGGAGAGCUAGAAAUGAACAAAAGUCAACACUGAGGUAAAACGUAGUUCCAAAUGGGUGUAGAGGAUGACACAAUUUAUUGUUUAUAACACAUUUUGUAAGGUUUUGUUAUGUGGAGAUAAUUAUCCUUCUAGAGAAGCCCAUGCUCAACAAAUUAAAGCAGGAUGUUUAGCUCUUUUUCCCUUACAAUUUCGAAAGGUUAUUCCGUUUGAUUGGCUGUUUGAGUGAAUAAUCCCAGCCUUAUUAGUGUAUGAAACAGCUGACGCUGUUUGCAUCCUGGAUAUUCUCAAAGGGGAUACAUAAAUCCUGAUGUUCCGUGGGCUCUGUCACUUCACAGAAUGCGUGGGUCAGCAACUUCUUGCAAGAAGCAGUCAAGCUUUUCUUUGUCAGGUUUUCUUUCUCUACAUCCACAGCAAAAUAGCAAACUGGGAGGAAUGGCAUUGUAUGUUUCGAUUGCAUGAGAUUUAUGGCUGGUAUUCAGAAUAAAGUGAGAAUGAACAUUGUCAUUAUCAGGGAUCUCAUUGCUUAAACCAGGUGUUCCCAACCUUUUUUAUGCCAUGGACCCCUACCAUUAACCAAAUGGGUCCAUAGAUGCCAGGUUGGGAAGCCCUAAGUUAAAUGCAUUAGAACCCACAGGCCACAACAGACACUCAAUAAUGAUCUUGUAAGGAGAGGCAUCAUGUGAAGUUAUCUCAGGUUGACUUGCUUUAAGGUGACUCACUUGUCAUACUUAGAUGAUAAAAACCAAGCUGUCAUUUUCUAACUCAUAACUAAGUUCCCUUUGCGCCCAGGUUUUUUUAAAGCUUUAUACGUGAACAAAAGCAACAAAAUUGCUCAAAAUGAUUUAAAUGUAAGCCAAAGUGAUUGUUGCAACAUUAUGACAUUAGCACUCUAUGAAAUGCAUUGGCAAUGGAGUCACACCAAACUAGUUUAUUUGCAAAAACUUUCAUUCCCUUGAACACUGAAGAUAGUUAUUCGUUCGCAUUUUCUGUGCACAACCAACACGUAGCAGCACAAAACUCGGUGAAUUUCGCCUACUUAAUCAACUUCAUUUGCAGAAUAAGAGGCAUAAGAAAAGCCUCAACAUGUAUUUACUUAAAUAAUCCAAUGUGCUUUAUUCUGAAGAAAUAUCUGUGCACCAUUACCAUCAUGCACUCCCCAACUGUGAGCCACCUGGGCCACCCAUUCUACCUUGAAAAAUGUCAUCACUUCUUUGGUGGUGAUGCUAACAGCAUUACUCGAACGGAUAGAGUGUUGAACAGAUAGUCGUUGACUAACAGAUAAUGUGCAGGUGAGAAAAGCCCGAAGAUCACUCUUGUGUCAUAUGCAGGGGUGAAGAAAUUUGCAUCUGUUUUAAGCCGAAUGGAUUGUUGGUGUCAAAAGGUAACAGAUUUACAGUUUUAGAAAGAUUUGCAAUGACCUGCAAAUAUUAAGGUGCAAAGUCAGAAGAGGAGCUAUUAACAUGAAAAAUGUGAUAAUGAUGGCUACACAUUUUUUGAGUUUUUCCAUUAUGUGGUAAUUUACAUUUUUAAAAAGUCAUUUAUAUUUGUUAUCUGAGUGGUGUGCACCUUCUACUCCUGUGGUUUUGUAACUCUCUGGUUCAGCUUUCUCAUGAUCCAAUAAAUGUCUCCUAAACCUUUUGUAAACAUCAAUAAUUGACUUUAAUGCAGAUGCUUUUUUUUAAAUACCUGCACAAUGUUUACAAGGGGUGCAUUUUUUUCAGUGAGCCGGCAUUAAAUUUGAUUCGUACUUUCAAUAAAUGCUCUUGUAGCAUUCACGAAGUAUUAAGCAUUUCUAGACUUAGUCUGAUAAGAGUUCUGUGCUGAUAGAAAUUCAGUGUGUAAACAUCAGCUCUGUUGUCUUGGAGAGAAGGUAGAGAACGAUACUUCCACUGGGAUUUGGUCUUUGAAAGAAUUGUAGAAGGUGAAUUAAGGAAAUCUGUGGUUGUCAGGCGUGACUUCCUUUCUUCUGAAUUGAUGGAUUAUUAUUUGUUUUAAAACAAUAUUCCAUUGCCCAUUUGCAUUUUGCCCUAAGAUACUGAGAAGUGAAUUUCAUUCUGAAACUUUAUCAAUGUUUUCAAUGUCUUCAUCAUAUUGCAAAAAAAAAAGGAUGUUUAUGCAUAGAUGUGAGUAUGUAGGCUGUUUAGUCUUAGAAUUUCCCAAAGAGCUCCAGCCAAGGCAAAGACAAUACCGGUGAAAACAUUUAUGAAAGUAAUGUCCAGUAGAUAGAAAACCAACAAUGCGUUCCACGAGAACUUCAAAAGUAUUGGGACUAUGACGGACAAAUUGAGAGGAAGCAUAGAAGUUCCACAAUAAUCCACAGAAAGUGCUGAAGGAACUGAGCAGGUUAGGCAGUAAAUGAGUUUCUCCAGCAUUUUGUCUGUGUGUUGCUCAAGAUUUCCAGCAUCUGCAGAACCUCUUGUGUUUAUGAGGUUCUACAGAAAAGCAGCACUCUUUUAGGUUUUUUAAAAAUAAGAUUUGAACUAAGCUGAAUUGAGAUUGGCAGCAGUGAGGUAAAUGGGGACUCCUUCAGAUUUAAAGGCAUGGAAACAUUUUGAACUCAAGGUUAGAAUUGAACACCAGGAACAUUACUUUAGCUCGGGGUUGCUGGUGCAAUGGUUACUUUUUUAUUACUAAUUAUUAAUGAUGAGAUGGUAAAAGCAAUCAAGUGAUUCGUCUAAUAAUGAGUAGAGAUCUCUUAGCUGGUACACGGGAUCUGGCACAAUGCAAAGAUUUUAAAAUGGUGUGCUUCAUUAAAUAAUUAAGUUUCAUAUACUCAAUAGAAAAGUCAAAAUUAAAUAUGCAGUUGCAUCUUGUAAUAUUCUGCUUUAGAAUUUCAUGGAAAAAAUCCAGAUUAAUUUCUCCAAUGUUUACAUGCCUUUGGAUUCAGUCAUCAGUUCUGCAAUUGCCUUUACUUUAGUAGCUCAUUUCUGAUGAUAAUGGCAAUGAUAUGCCAGUGGUAUGUUAUGUUAUUAAUACAAGGGACUGCAUAUUAAACCUAAAACACCUUCUUGAUAGUUAACUUGUUAAGCAAUUGCAGCAGUUUCUAAAAUGUAACUGUUUUGUUAUACAAAAGGACUAAAUACUAAAAUGCCACCAGCUUCUAUCAUUAUUGGGACCAAAGUUAAUUGGCCGUUGGCUUAAAUUUUUAAGGACUUGGAAUAGGAAUAUGUAAAAAGUAUUGAGUUGAUACGUAAAAAUACUGUAAUUUCUUUCAGAGUUAACUUCAGCACCAAGGUGGUUAAUAAGGAGCAGGGGAGAACUCAAAGGGAUUCUUCUGACCCAGUGUAUGAUAUGAACAGAAGGUGUUAUAUCUAAUUUUAUCUAUUCGAGGAAUAUUGCCAUGCACUACACUAAAGCUUUAGGCAGAUUUGUAACCUGCUUUAGUUUUUAAAUACAAUUUUAAAUGCAUGUAUUUUUAAAGUUUACAUUUAGGAUGCAUAUCACAAAAUACAAUAGCAGUAAGAAAAAGCUUUCGGAGUAAUCUGCGACAGCAUAUUCAAAGGACUCAAAUAUUAGAACAUCUUAGUCCUUCAUUUUGACAUUCUCUUUUCACUAAUGAAUGAAUAACCAUGUAACUCAUAAUUUUGUUCCUGCCUUCAGGAAAGCUGAAUGCCUAUAGUCCUACAAAAUUGUGUUCAUUUGCUUAGGAGUUGGAAGUAAACUAAAUCAGACAGAACAGUGUUUGAAACGGAUCUCUAAUGUUAUUGUAAAAAUUCUGAUCAGAAUCAGAUUGCAAUGUGUAUGCUGACAUGUUGAUUAUGGUACUGUAUUCAGUGUAAUGUGAAAAUUUAAAUUUGUGAACAAUUUCUAAAGCAUUUAUUGGAAAGGAAGUCUCAUUCAUGUCAUGGAUAUUCAUAUCCAUCUUCUGCCUUGGCUCUCCUUAAAUCUACGUAUGAAUACGAGUGAUCAGAAAGUAAUUUUGUCAUGUUCAUUUUCCUUGUAUUGCGAUCAUUUGUAGUUUUAUCUUUAGCAGUAAUUAUGCAUAUUUAAUUAGCACUCAUGUUUAUUCUGAAGGCAAUUCUUUCCUAGUAGUUAACAAAGUAAAGUUAUUAGCAUAUCACUGAUGAAGAUGCAUCGAGCCUAAGCAUUGAUGCACAAGAAUGUUUAUUACACUUUCUGUGGAUCAAAUAAACCCCUGUCAACUGCCAAGGAGUACAUACGUCUUAUUGCUCUGAAAUGAAUUUGAUGACCUCAAACUAAAUUAAGUACUUGAAGUUUCUAUUUUAAAUUUGCAAAGACAACACAUUUGAAAGGAUCGCAGCACUAAUUCAAUCAACCACCACCAAGUUUUGGUACGAGACAACCCUCACUUAAAUUGCUUCAACCAUUUAAUGGUUUCUUAUGAGAUGAGAUCUGAUGGGGAAACUGAAUUGGCAAAUGUGUCCUCUCUCAAGUCAAAGCAAGCUUGAGGCUAAGGGUUAAUGGUUCAUCAAGGAACAACUCUUUAUUGACAAAGGACCAGUCAGGUGCACUGAAAACAACAUUUCUGUAUAGUCUUUCCAAAAUCAAUUUAAUAUUAUGAAGUCAGGGUGCUGAUGACCAUUAUAUCUUCAAUACUGGUGACUUUAAACUAUUGGUUAACAAAAGAAAGAAGGUAAGAAUAUAUUUAACGAUACUUCAGAUCUGAACUUUACCAUUUAGGACAAGUCCCUUACCACUGCUGAGCAUUUUCAUUGGAGGAAAAGUUUAAUGUUAUUUUCAAAUGCUGGAUAUUACAUGUAGAUUGGGUUGUCUUUUCCUCAGGCCUACUAUGAGAAUCAGUCCCUGUUGUACAGUAUGCUUAUAUCUCCCACUGUAUGUUGAACAACUUUUGCAAAAAAAAAACCAGUAUACGGCUGGCUGCUGUUAAUAAAAUAAAAUGUAUAUUUUCACAUCCAA